Helicoverpa zea (corn earworm) is the source of this 492-nucleotide messenger RNA. RefSeq lists its product as uncharacterized. The transcript is spliced from 2 exons. Bases 6 to 344 code for a protein of 112 amino acids. Lineage: Eukaryota; Metazoa; Arthropoda; Insecta; Lepidoptera; Noctuidae. The record is from RefSeq and is a predicted model, not a curated record.
AGCUGAUGAACAAACACUCAAUCUGGGACGUGGUGCGGUUAUUGAGAGUUUAUAAGCAAAACCGGAGUAAAAACAUUGUCAAAUUCUAUACAGAGGCCGCCAUGAAGUUGUUGUUACCCCUUCUCCUCAUCACAAUGGCAUGCCACUUCUCAUUAGCAGCGCCUUCCAACAUCCAGGAGUACGAGCUCUCAAUGCUGAACAAGCUGAACAAACCCUGGAUCACUCCUGACAAGCCCCAGCAGUACCCUCGGAAGGGGGAGUAUCCUUGCAAGGGAGGAAUUUGUAAGGUCAAGGCGGUGGAGACCUGUGAAGACUGUCAACAUGCUAAACCUAUGUGGCCGUAAGGUGUAGUUAAAAGUAUGGGAGACGAUCAUUGUACAUUUACUUUAAGAAAUCAUAAUGGCAUUGCAAAAGUGCAUUGUAUGUUCAAUGGAAAAGCAUCGUUUAAUGGCCUUAAAUAGAUUAGGUAGGUACCUACUUCUUUCGUCUAAC